Capsicum annuum is the source of this 1836-nucleotide messenger RNA. Its product is annotated as mitotic spindle checkpoint protein BUBR1. Gene Ontology annotation, molecular function: protein binding; protein kinase activity. The record is from RefSeq and is a predicted model, not a curated record. Gene Ontology annotation, biological process: mitotic spindle assembly checkpoint signaling; meiotic sister chromatid cohesion, centromeric. NCBI's taxonomy places the organism in Eukaryota, Viridiplantae, Streptophyta, Magnoliopsida, Solanales, Solanaceae. The coding region runs from base 428 to 1579 and encodes 383 amino acids. The transcript has 11 exons.
UAUCUUAAAGAAAAGAAAGUUAAUUCUAACACCCUCUAAUUCUUUUCGAUAUCAAUAAAUUGUUAAUUAUAAAUUCUAAUUUGUUAACCAAUAUCAUACGUCAAUUUUGUUAUGGACUCAUCGGUGUAUUGUAAAUUCUAACGGUCCAAAACUCUAAAUCGCCAAAAAAUUGUACCGUGGCCCGAUUUUGUAGUAGCGCACUUGCUAAAAAAAACAUUAUGUUAUAUCUCAUGGUGGGACCCACCAACUAAGCAUAUAGUGGAAAGGAGGGCGGUCGGGCCAACGGCUAUGAAAGGAAGGGUUUUGGGAGUCAGUAGUAAGACAAAUUCAAAUUCAAAUUUGGGUAAGGAUUAAGGGCUCUUUGUUUCUCCCUCUCUCUCUCUCUCUAUUGGCAGGAAGAAGAAGAAAAGAAGAAGUAUCAGAAAGAAUGGAGAAGGUAGUAGGAUUGGAUCCAGAGACGGAAUUCUUAGCGUCAAAGCAAGAGACGGGUCACGAGUGGGAACUCUUCAAGGAAAAUGUCAGACCUUUGAAGAGAGGCCGCAACGUUAAUCUCCUCAACAAUGCUCUUAAGUCCACUACCGAUUAUCAUCUCAAGAAAUCUCUUCUUGACAAACGAAGGGCGUUGAUCGAAGCAAUUGACCAGUACAAAGGUGAAGACCCUCUUCAGCCAUGGAUCCAGUGCAUCAAAUGGGUGCAAGAGGCUUUCCCUCCCGGUGGGGACAGUUCUGGACUUAUAGUUAUUUAUGAACAAUGUGUCCGUACCUUUUGGCAUGAUGAACGAUACAAGGAUGACCUCCGUUACUUGAAAGUCUGGCUGGAAUAUGCUGAAAAUUGUAUGGAUGCUGAAGUGAUUUAUAGCUUUUUGGAGGCUAACAAAAUUGGGCUGACACAUUCGUCAUUCUACAUAGCCUAUGCUUUGCACAUGGAAUCUCAAAAUAAAAUCAAAACAGCAAACGAGAUCUUCAAUCGGGGACUAUCUAUGAAUGCAGAACCUGAAGAGAAAUUGAAAAUAUCCUACAGGAAGUUUCUCAGUCGUUCAAUGGGGCGACCCAAAGUAACAGAGGAGGAGCUAGCAGAACACCAGCUUCCAAUGAGAAGCUUUGGAACACUGUUGGCUAGGGGGGAAGCUCGAAAUCAGAUGACGGGAACCUCUGACUUGUCACGGAAGAAAAUGAAACAGGAUAGAGCUCAGGGGAGCCUAAUUUCCAUUUACAAAGAUUCAAGUGCUGGAAUGUCAUCAACUCCUCAAUCAGAAAUACCAAAGCUAGAGAACACAUGGCACUGUCUUGGUGCCCGAGCAGAUAGGAACAAGGAGAAUCAGGCAAUCCCUUCGAAAUGGACAUCUAAUAAGAUUCCUCAAAGACAUGGGCUUAGACACCGAGCAGCUACUACCACCACUCCAUGCCUAGAGAUCUUUGUGGACGAGGAAUGUGCCAAAACACAGGAGAAGGACUCUGCUGCUGUAAAGGUUUCUAGUCUGCAGCUUAGACGAGGAGAUGACAGAGACAUAAAAAAGGAGACUGAGUUGCUGAGGGAGAAUCCACUGCGUUAUUUUCCACCGAGCUCAUUACCUAGAUGAUCGGACAGAAGAAAGUUAUCAUUGUGUGAUGAGAUUUCUCUAUCUCAAAGUAUGAGACAAUUCCCCAGUGCAAGCGCGUUACAAAUGUUCCAAGUAUAUUGAGUGGAGUGGUCAAAGGAGACAUAUUGUAUCUUUGGUUUUGGCAGGCUUGAGCCAAAAAAUCCUAAGGAAUGAUUUUAUAUGAUUGCAAGAGUUAUUGAUGUAGUUGACAAAUUGUGCUUUAUAAUAAUUUUGCUCUUGGUUGAAGAGUUCUUUCA